AUGAGUACUUAUCGUUGGGAUACAACACUAAAUUCUAACGAACAAGAAGAGCUUAUUAAUGCAUUAAACUUCAUUAUAUGUUUAUCUGAUUCUCAUGAACGAGUGGAUGAUAUUCAACAUUGUUUCGAUACAGUGCUUAAAUACUAUCCAGACAUCAAGAAAGAAGUAUCUUCUCUAGAAUUUUGUAAAAAUAUUAAAAAUUACUUUAUAGAGUACUUUGAUAAAAAAAUUCAAGUAAUAGAUGAUAUGCUCAAUUUGAUUCAUGACACGUAUUUUUUCUGUGGCUCUGAAAAUACUAUUGAUAUUUAUAAGAAUUGUCUUUCCCAACAAAUCAAGACAAUAAGUUUUCUAAAGAAAAUACCUUCUAUUCUCCAGAAAUUUCAAAGAGUCACAACUAAAAGUCAGUGGUAUCAUUUUAAAACUUCAGCAAAAGAAUUUAUUAGUGAAUAUAUGGAAUCCCAAAUUAUUGAAUUAGAAAGUAGUGACUCAGGCAAAAAAUUGGUUUGCACAAUUCCAAAAAAAUCAAAAGAAUCAAAAAAAUCAAAAAAAUCAAAAGAAUCAAAAGAAUCAAAAGAAUCAAAAAAAUCAAAAAAACAAAGUUUUUUGAAUUGGAAUAAUUCCUCUAAAUUAGAAAGUCAAAUUUCUGAACUAAGAAAAGAAAAAGAAGAAAUACAAAAUCAAUACAAUAGCUACAAAGAAACAAGAGAUCAAGAGGUCAAUAACCUUAACAAGAAAAACACAACAAUCAUGUCUCAAAUGAAAAAACAUGAAGAAGAAUGUUUAAAAGUUAUUCAAGACUUUAAAAAAGUUUCUCAUAUACUUGAAGAGGAGAAACAAAAACAACUCAAUGAAUUUAAACAAAAACUUACGGAGAUUAAAAUACAAAAUGAACAAGAUGCUACACGUACUUAUGCUGAAACAAAAGAAAUACAAAAAGAAAUAGAGACUUUAAAAAAAGACAUUGAAAUAAAAAAAAAGGAAUAUAAUGGUUUAAGCCAACAAUUGGAUAUAUUAAAGAAACAGUUAUAUGAUUGUCUAAUGAUGCAAAACAUUCCUAAAGGGGUUAUUUUCAAAGAUAAAUUGAAGACAAAUACUGAAUAUUUUAUUAUUCUUGCAUCAAGUCUUAUUGAACAUAAAAUCUCUCUUCCUCGCAUAAAUCAAUGUAUGUUAGGAAGUUAUUUUGAAGUUGAGCUAUAUCAGCUUGACCUCCAAAGUUGUAGUUUUGGUAAUCAAAUUACCUUUAAAGAACAAGGGUCUCAAUUAUCAAAUGAAAAAAGAUAUGAUGUGAGGAUAGAAGUUAUUGAACGUCCAGAGGAUGAAAAGAAAGAAGAAGAAAAUCCUGAGGAUGAAAAGAAAGAAGAAAAACUAGUGGAGUGUAUAGAUAAUUAUCCAAAACAUCAGUUAUUUCAACAAAUAGUUGAAAUUCCUCUAAGCAUAUUUUUAACAGGAGGUACAGUAGAGGUAAGUGUAGCAAAUAACAGUUUAAUAGUUCCAAUUCUUGUUGGAGAAAAAGAAGGUGUUUCAUUAACUUAUGAUUCUGUUUCUACAGACAGUGAUGGAAAUAUUAUAGAUGUUGUCUUAAAAACAAAAUACCUUAAUGACCCUCAUUAUCAAAGAGUGGGUGAUGACUUAAUUGGAGUUUUCCAAUAUUCACAAGAAAAUGCUGGUGAAACAAUCCCCAUUCCUUACAUUGUUGAAAGUCAGUCAUUAGGAGAAUUUGUUUUACAAACUGGAAAAUAUAGGUAUCAAGGAUAUGGUUUUUCUUCCCCAACAGGAAUAAGAGGAGAUUAUUGGGUACACAUUAAACUUAUUUAAUUGAGAACUAAGUUAUUUUU
Entamoeba histolytica HM-1:IMSS is the source of this 1835-nucleotide messenger RNA. RefSeq lists its product as uncharacterized. The record is from RefSeq and is a predicted model, not a curated record. NCBI's taxonomy places the organism in Eukaryota, Evosea, Mastigamoebida, Endamoebidae. The coding region runs from base 1 to 1815 and encodes 604 amino acids. The transcript has a single exon.